CAGCUUGAUUUUUUUCAUGACAGUACCUAUUUGUUACCCUACGGGCAUAGAUGUUGCACCCCUGCCUUCUGACCCUUGAAUGAGUCGAAUGCUGAUUUCUAUCUCAAGUGGAUGGCGUCCUUAGAGCAAAGUCCAUGUCCAAAGAUAAGCUUCUAGGCGCCGUUGUCUCAGUAGGGUUUGGAUUUUGUAGCUUGAUUUUUGGCUGGGAUAUCCACGAUCCAGUCUGCACCCAGGAACUGACCAUAUCAAAUAAAGAGAACGGUUACUGCGACCUAAUGGCUUCGAUAGACUUAUCAACAUUUCGUUGUAUACCUUGGGAAAACAACGUGCUAUUUUCCCUUGUGUCAUUUUUUGAUCCGAAGACUUCAGCGCCCAUUUGUGCGGAUCCUAGGGGUGUUCUGCACGGCUGCUCAUGGUAUGGAAUGUAUUUUUGGUGUGCAGUUUGAGUACUUUCAUUUCAAAGAGAUCCCUGAGCCUGCGGCUCAAAAGCGCUUUACCCAGUUGGAGCCAUUAACUUCGGGAAGUAAGCAAAGUAGCCGUUUGUUGCGUAUUCGCUGAUCAGAUGUCAACGCAGGGCAUGAAUAACGCUUCCUGCGUAAUUAGCUGAGCCAAGAAUGCGCUGUUCGAUGGGAGUCUGAAAUUUGGCAUAGAUAUCAUAUCGA
Molecule: messenger RNA, 662 nt
Organism: Suillus subaureus
Lineage: Eukaryota; Fungi; Basidiomycota; Agaricomycetes; Boletales; Suillaceae
Exons: 5
Coding region: 135-446 (103 amino acids)
Source: RefSeq, a predicted model, not a curated record